Molecule: messenger RNA, 1335 nt
Organism: Maudiozyma saulgeensis
Lineage: Eukaryota; Fungi; Ascomycota; Saccharomycetes; Saccharomycetales; Saccharomycetaceae
Source: the annotation of a GenBank genome assembly
AUGUUACGUUCCGCAAAGAACAUUAUGAAGGGUUACUCCAGUGCCCAGGUACUAGUGAGAAAUGCCACGGCAAACUCAGAUGAACAGAUCUCUAGGGAUAAUCUGGAUGAAAUCAGUCAGUUAACAUAUUCAAAUGCUGAGUUCUUUGAUAUUAUGGAUAUGUUAGACAAGAGAAUUAACGAUAAAGGUAAAUAUUGGCGUCAUGUGGCUAAAUCUAUGACGGUACUGGAUUAUUUAGUAAGAUUUGGUUCAGAUAACUGUGUUUUAUGGUGUAAAGAGAACCUUUAUAUCAUUAAGACUUUAAGAGAAUUUAGAUAUGAAGAUGAAACUGGAGUUGAUAAAGGUCAAAUCAUUAGAGUUAAAGCAAAAGAAUUAACAAGUUUAUUGAUGGAUGAUGAACGGUUACAAGAAGAAAGAAGAUUAAAUAAAUCGGGUAGUCGUAGAAAUCGUAGAAAUCAAUCCAAUAAUAGUGGUUAUGAUGAUGAUUUGAGAAGAGCAAUCGAAGCAAGUAAAGAUACUGCAGCCGAUGAAGAUGCAAGACGUAGACGUGAAGAAGAAGAAAGACGUGCUGCUCAACGUUUAUUAUCUCAAGAAGAGGAAGAAUUAAAUAGAUUGAAACAAUUACAACAGCAACAGCAACAGCAACAGCAACAAGCACUGUUACUACAGCAACAGCAACAACCUAUGUACUAUGAUAUUUUUGGUAAUCCUAUAUCACCUGAAGAAUAUUUACAAUAUCAACAGCAACAAGCAAUGUUGCAACAGCAGAAUUUAGCUCAACAACAAUUAUGGGCUCAACAACAAGCAUUUGCACAACAGCAACAACUACAGUUCCAACAACAACAAAUUCCAUCGACCGCUACUGGGUCAAAUAAUCCGUUUGGACGUGGUAAUUAUGAUGCUCUAAAGACACUAAAUAAUAAUAGUAGUAGUAGUAACACUGCUAAUACUGUACCAGCUUCACAACCAGAACCUAUCCCUCAACAGAAUGUUCAAAAACCAUUAUCUCAAACAAGAACAGGAAAUCAAUCUAUCUCAGAUAAAUAUAGUGCUUUGAAUACUUUAUUGGCCAGCGGUACUGGUAUAGAUACAUUUGGUAACACAGGUGAACAAAGAAUCCCAGCUCAACAUACAAAAACAGGAACUUUUAUUAACUCUCAAGGUACGGGGUACAAACAAUUCUCGGAUGCAGAUGCGAAUAAACCAAAUGUAUUUUUAAAUACUCAAUACACCGGUUUACCUUCUACCAACAUUGCACCUUCCUAUACUGGAUUUGGAUUUGGUAAUCAACAACAGAUUAAUUCAAAUAAUAAUAAUAAUCUAGUUGAUUUAUGA